CAGUUUCAUUUUGAUUUUCAUACACUUUAAUUAUACUUGACUAGUACAAAUAUUAAUAGAGUGUACUUGAUUUACAAUAGGGCUUUGUCUCUACUCUCCAUGUAAGCUGAGCGCCUUAGAAAUAUUUGCAGUCAGCAGCAAUAGAUUUUUGAAGUUUGUUUUCAAGCCAAGAGAAAUUUCAUAUGUAUUUCCACAUUUUAUGGUAUCUUCACACAGUUUUGUCUGCUAAGUUAUUAACUACCUGUGAUCAAAUCCUGACACUCUUAUCUUUUGUAACAGCUAAUGUUUCUGGUGCUUCAGCAAGGAUGUUGAUGUUUCAUUUGUCAGUGAUGAUCAAGCUUUUCUUCCAGCUGGAUGCAUCUGUUUGUCCUGAGAAAUGUGACUGCUCUUUCAAAAACGCAAUUCAUUGCUCUGGCCCUCACAUAAAUGACCUGGAAUCAUUAAAUCUGCCUCGCAACGUGACAGAAAUUCACGUAACAAACACUAAUGUAACAUACUUGCAGGAUGUUUUUUCUAGGAUGGUAGAGCUGCAGCAUCUCAUCUUAUCUUCAAACAAUAUUGCUCUCAUUUCACCAGUGGCUUUUAAAGGCUUGAGAAGGCUGAAAGCCCUCGGACUGCUAGAUAACAAGCUGGUUGAACUUCCUCCGGAAGUGUUUGAUGACACGGUACACCUUCGGCAAUUGAUCAUUAAAAGUAACAGGCUGAAAUCCAUCAAAGAGAAUCUGUUUGACAGACUAGCCAGUUUGGAGGAGCUUUUCUUGAACAAAAACCAGCUAACAGCACUUCCUAGUGGCGUGCUGAAGAAACUUGCCAAACUCAAAGUGCUGAACCUGUCAAGAAAUUUUUUGGCAGUACUGCCUAGAAAUAUAUUUAGUGCAUUAACCAGGCUUGAGAAGCUGAUACUGUAUUUUAACAGGCUCUCUUCAAUUGAGUCUGGUUUGUUUGAUAGCCUGAGGGAACUGCUGGAACUCUUCCUGCAUUCCAAUGACAUCCAGUCCAUCGCCCCUGAUGCAUUUCAUCGACUUCAGAAGCUUAGAAGACUAACACUCUCCAGAAACAAACUUGAGGUUUUGCCUCCCGGGCUCUUUCUGCACUUGCAUGACCUGUCUAAAUUGACCUUGUACAGGAACCCACUGAAGUCUCUUCCAGAAGUAUUGUUUGGAGAAAUGAGGAAUCUUGGUAGCCUGUGGCUGUAUCACACACAGCUCUCAAUGAUACCAGAUUUUGUGUUCAGUAACUUGACAAACUUAGAGCUUCUUGUGCUGAGUUUUAAUCCAGAGCUCAGUGUUCUUCCUAGUAACGCAUUCAGUGGUCUGAAAGAACUGCGGGGCCUUUCUCUGCAUACAAAUAAUAUUUCCAGUCUGCCGGAGGGUAUCUUCCUGGGCCUUCAGAAACUGCAGAACAUUUCCCUUUUUGAUUCCAGGCUUGAGUUUCUUCCGAGAAACCUCUUUCAUAAUCUCAAGCACCUUCAGAGAGUUUACCUCAAUAGUACCAAGCUGCAGUCUCUUCCUGGAGAUUUCUUUGUCGCCUUACCUGAGCUGCAAGAAGUACUCCUUGAUGGCAACCCUUGGAGAUGUGAUUGCCAGAUUCUUGGCUUCCAAGAGUGGCUCCAGAAGAGCAAGGAGAUAGUAAAGGAAGUGCAAUCUCUAGUGUGUGACAGCCCACUAUCCCUAAGGAACGUCUCUCUGGUGGCUCUAACAGAUCAGCACCUGCAGUGCCUGCCAGCCACAGCCACUGCAUACCAGACAUUUAGGUCAGCUUACUCCCAGACUGUGACUUCUCUUGUGACAGAGCACUUGAAAUCAUCUUGGAAGACAACUGUGACAGCAGUGUCCAACCUAGAUGCCAGCACACCCAUGUCAAUUCCUCUUGCAACUCCAGGUUUUACCUAUUCACAGGCUCAAGGUGUUGAACAGUUAGGCUUUCAUGUCUCAGGUGUUCCAACCCGAACUUCUCCCAGCACCAUAGUAGAAACCAACAGUGUCAGAGGAACAGAUUUAACUACUCUUGCCUGGUGGGAUGAGUUGCCAGCCCGCAGGAGUGCUGAGCCACUUACUAAUAGCAGGGUUGUCUAUUGUCAGCUAUUCUUCUGCCUUCACAGUUUGGUUUUAGCACUCCAGACUGUCACCGUUGUGCUCAGUCUUUGUGUAGUGGGCAAAAUCAGGCAACUCUUCCCCUCCAGAAAGAUUCCUGCUCAGCCUGUAGUUCUGAUAAGUUUUUUAAAAAGAUAGAGGGUACCAGCCAUAGAGAGGAUUAGGAGCGUUGCUCUGUUCAAUUUGAGUGUUCAGAUGGUUCACAUUUGGUUCAGAUAUGGAUUACAAAUCUUCACAGCAAGAACCAUAAAUGCUGUGUCUGUACAACAUAAUUAAAAUAUGCUUUUAUAU
Cygnus atratus (black swan) is the source of this 2384-nucleotide messenger RNA. It is a transcript of the gene GP5, whose product is annotated as glycoprotein V platelet. Gene Ontology annotation, cellular component: plasma membrane. The record is from RefSeq and is a predicted model, not a curated record. The transcript has a single exon. Bases 183 to 2231 code for a protein of 682 amino acids. Gene Ontology annotation, molecular function: protein binding. NCBI's taxonomy places the organism in Eukaryota, Metazoa, Chordata, Aves, Anseriformes, Anatidae.